AUGGGCCCUUGCCGCCUAUUCGGGCUCCUGCUCGCCGCCUGCGCCGGGCUUCUGCCCACCGGCCCUGGCUGCCUCGCACGACCCUGCUACGAUGAGCUGGUUGCUCCCCUUUACUCCUCAUCCCUCGGUGCCUCCUCCAGAUACAACAUCUUCUACUCGCCCAGCUUUGCCCGGCUGCACAGCACCAGUGGCUGGUCCCCUGACCCCCGAGACAAGCAGCCCUGGCUCCAGAUCGACCUGAUGCAGAAGCACCGGAUUAACGCUGUGGCCACGCAGGGAACCUUCAACACCUAUGACUGGCUGACGCGCUACAUCCUGCUCUUUGCAGACCACCCCACCAGCUGGAAACCCUUCUUCCAGCAGGGCAGCAACUGGACGUUCUUUGGGAACGUGAACGAGAGCGGAGUGGUGCGGCACGACCUGCACUACCCCAUCCUCGCACGCUACAUCCGCAUCAUCCCUGUGGCCUGGAACCCGCGGGGCAAGAUUGGGCUGCGCCUGGGCCUCUAUGGCUGCCCCUACCGGUCCCACGUGCUCUUCUUUGAUGGUGACGAUGCCAUCUCCUACCGCUUCCGGGCCAAGAGGAUCAGCACCUUCGAGGAUGACAUCUCCUUCAACUUCAAGACGCUGGAGCAGGAUGGGGUGCUGAUGCAUGGGGAGGGCUCGCAGGGUGACUAUAUCACAGUGGAGCUUAAGCAGGCCCAGCUGCUCCUGCACAUCAGCUUAGGCAGCAGCCUGCUGCAUGCCAGCGAGAGCCACACGACGGUGGCAGUGGGCAGCCUCCUGGAUGACCAGCACUGGCAUUCGCUGCACAUCGAGCGCCUCGGCCACCACCUCAACCUGACACUGGAUGGGGAGGUCAAACGCUUCCGCUGCCGUGGCACCUUUGACCAGCUCGACCUCGACACUGAGGUCUUCUUUGGGGGAGUGAUAGACCACGACAAGCAGCACCUCACCUACCGGCAGAACUUCCGGGGCUGUGUAGAGAACAUCAUCUUCAAUGGGGUCAACAUCGCUGACCUGGCCAGGCACCGCCGACCCAACAUCCGCUUCGAGGGCAGUGUGGGCCACUAUUGCCAGGACCAGCUGAACAACCCCAUCACCUUCGCUGGCAUCAACAACUAUGUGCGGGUGCCAGGGAUCCCACGGCGGAACCGCCUGGCCGUCAGCUUCCGCUUCCGCUCCUGGGACACCGCUGGGCUGCUGCUCUACACCAGCUUUGCUGACAACCUGGGCUCCCUCGAGGUGGUGCUGAGUGAGGGGCAGAUCAACGUCUCCAUCGCCCAACCCGGCAAGAAGAAGCUGGAGUUUGCGGCAGGGCAUCACCUGAACGAUGGCUUCUGGCACUCAGUGCAGCUUGUGGCACGGGAUGGCUCAGCCGUGGUGACCAUUGAUGACGACGACGGUGCCGAGUUCCGGGUGGCACAUCCCUUCCAGCUCCGCACCGGCAGCCAGUACUUCUUUGGAGGCUGCCCCAAGCCGGCCUCAGUUACUGGCUGCCGGUCGAACCAGACAGCCUUCCAUGGCUGCCUGCAGAUGCUGAAUGUGGACAUGCAGCCUGUGGACGUGGAGCUGCUGGCACUGCAGCGGCUGGCACAGUACUACAAUGUGUACUUCAAUGUCUGUGGCAUCACAGACAGGUGCACCCCCAACCUGUGUGAACAUGAUGGCCGCUGCAUCCAGUCCUGGGAUGACUUCAUGUGCAUCUGUGACCUGACUGGGUACAAGGGGGAAACCUGCCACAAAUCCCUUUACAAGGAGUCAUGCGAUGCUUACCGGGUCAGUGGGAAAACCUCAGGGAACUACACCAUUGACCCUGACGGCAGUGGCCCGCUCAAGCCCUUCACUGUCUACUGCGAUAUCCGAGAGGACCGAGCGUGGACCAUCGUCCGGCACAACCGGCACUAUGCCACGCGGGUGACAGGCUCCAGCGUGGACCAGCCCUACCUGGGGGCCGUGGAGUACUGGAACGCGUCCUGGGCCGAGGUGUCAGCUCUGGCCAACGCCUCCGAGUACUGUGAGCAGCGCAUCGAGUUCCAUUGCUACAGCUCCCGGCUGCUCAACAGCCCCUAUGGGCCACCUUUCAGCUUCUGGAUGGGCCGGCACAACGAGCGGCACUACUACUGGGGGGGCUCGCGGCCAGGUGUCCGGCGCUGUGGCUGUGGCCUGGACAAGAACUGUGCUGACCCCAAGCACUUCUGCAACUGUGACGCUGACCAUGCGCUGUGGAGGACGGACAAGGGUCUGCUGACCUUCGUGGACCACCUGCCUGUCACCCAGGUUGUGGUGGGAGACACGAACCGCACUGGCUCUGAAGCCCAGUUCCUGCUGGGGCCCCUUCGGUGCUACGGAGACCGCAACACCUGGAACACCGUCUCCUUCAACAGGGGUGCGGCCCUGCUCUUCCCCACCUUCCAGGCCAACCACAGCCUUGACAUCUCCUUCUACUUCAAGACCACUGCCCAGUCCGGCGUCUUCCUGGAGAACCCUGGCUCCCGAAACUACAUCCGUGUGGAGCUCAACACCACCAGGGACGUGGUAUUUGCCUAUGACAUUGGGAACGGGGAUGAGAACGUGACAGUGCGGGCGGAGUUGCCUUGGAACGACGAUGAGUGGCACCAGGUGAAGGCUGAGCUCAAUGUCAAGCUGGCACGGCUGCGGGUGGACAAGCUGCCCUGGGUGGUGCGGACAGCUCCCCCCCAGAGUUUCGUCCGCCUGGACUUCGACAGACCCCUCUAUGUUGGCACAGCAGAGCACAAGAUGCGCCCAUUCCUGGGAUGCCUGCGGGCACUACGAAUGAACGGGGUGACGCUGAACCUGGAGGGCAAGGCCAAUGAGACCGAGGGUGUGCAGGUCAACUGCACCGGGCACUGCCAGGACCCACCGGUGCCUUGCCAGAACAGCGGGCUCUGUGUCGAGCGCUACAGCCACUACAGCUGCAACUGCAGCAUCUCCGCCUUCGACGGUCCCUUCUGCAACCACGACAUCGGUGGGUACUUCGAGGAGGGCACCUGGGUGCGGUACAACAUCCUGCCCAUGUCACUGUAUGCUGCCCGCGAGUUCGCCAGCAUCAUCAGCAGCCCCUGGCAGCCCCUGCCCGGCUACAACCUCACCAGCGAGGAGGUCAGCUUCAGCUUCAGCACCACCUCAGCGCCGGCCGUGCUGCUCUAUGUCAGCACCUUCGUCAAGGACUACAUGGCUGUGCUCAUCAAAGAUGAUGGGAGCCUGCAGCUGCGCUACCAGCUGGGCACCAGCCCCUAUGUUUUUGCCCUCACCACCAAGCCAAUGACAGACGGGAGGCCACACCGUGUCAACAUCACUCGCCUGCACCGCACGCUCUACACCCAGGUGGACUAUCUCCCUGUCGUGGAGCAGCAGUUCUCCCUGUUCGUGGACAGCAAGCUGGACUCACCCAAAAAUCUGUACCUGGGUCGUGUGAUGGAGACCGGCAUGAUUGAUCCUGAGAUCCAGCGCUACAACACACCUGGCUUCUCGGGUUGCCUCUCGGGGGUGAAGUUCAACACCCUGGUCCCACUCAAAGCCAUCUUCCGCCCCACCAGCAUCCUGCGGCCCUACAGCAUCCGGGGGGAGCUGGUGGAGUCAAGCUGUGCCUCUAUGCUCCCCCUCACCACCAUCCUCAUCCCUCCUGAGAUGGACCCCUGGUACAUGGGCACAGAGUUCCCACACGUGCACGAUGACAGCUGGAUCGCCAUUGUCAUUGGGUUUGUGAUUUUCCUGCUCCUGCUGCUCGGGGCGCUGCUGGUGCUGCUCUACUUCUAUCACCACCGCUACAAGGGCUCCUACCACACCAACGAGCCCAAGGCAGUGCAGGACUACGGCAGCGCUGCCAAGCCACUGUCGGUGAGCAAGGACCAGAACCUGCCCCAGAUCCUGGAGGAGCCGAAAGGGGACUAG
Messenger RNA from Indicator indicator, 3915 nucleotides. RefSeq names its product contactin associated protein 1 (gene CNTNAP1). The transcript has 24 exons. Bases 1 to 3915 code for a protein of 1304 amino acids. Lineage: Eukaryota; Metazoa; Chordata; Aves; Piciformes; Indicatoridae. The record is from RefSeq and is a predicted model, not a curated record.